Lactuca virosa is the source of this 2519-nucleotide messenger RNA. NCBI's taxonomy places the organism in Eukaryota, Viridiplantae, Streptophyta, Magnoliopsida, Asterales, Asteraceae. The record is from the annotation of a GenBank genome assembly.
AUGCCUGGAAGGACUGCUUUCCAAGAAAACGCAAACACAGAGGAGAUGGAAGUUCUCCGGAUGAAUCUGGCAAAGGUCCGUAUUCCGGAGCCUACCAAUCGCAUAUACAAGCAGGAAUGCUGCAUCAGUUUCGAUACUCCGAAAUCCGAAGGUGGAUUGUUUGUGGACAUGAACACGUUUCUUGCAUUUGGUAAGGACUACGUUGGCUGGAACUUUGAGAAAACUGGUAACCCGGUUUAUCUCCAUAUAAAACAAACAAAGAAAGCAAUCCCUGAAGAUAGACCUUUGAAGAAACCUACACUCUUGGCUAUAGGUGUUGAUGGUGGAUUUGAUAACCAAGAACCUGAAUAUGACGAAACUUACAACAUAAUAAUUCUCCCAGACUAUGCAACUCUCCCAUUUCCAUCAGUGCAAUUGCCUGAAAAGGUAAGAUUGGCAGUUGAUGCAAUUUUGAUUGCUGAGGGUGCUGAGAGGAAAGAACAACUUGCAUCAUGGACAGCUGAUAAGAAGCAAAUAAGUGAACAUGCAUUGACAUUAAAACAGAUAGAUAAUGGUGUCAUUGUUCCUCCAUCUGGAUGGAAAUGUGCAAAGUGUGACAAGACUGAAAAUCUUUGGUUGAAUUUGAGUGAUGGAAUGAUUUUAUGUGGGAGGAAAUUAUGGGAUGGAAGUGGUGGAAAUAAUCAUGCCAUUGAUCAUUACAAUGAAACUCAUUAUCCUCUUGCUGUAAAGCUUGGGACAAUAACUUCUGAUCUUGAAGGAGCAGAUGUUUUUUCUUAUCCGGAGGAUGAAAGUGUUACUGAUCCUCUUUUGGCUGAACAUUUGGCAUUUUUUGGCAUUGAUUUUUCCUCAUUGCAAAAGACAGAAAUGACAACAGCUGAAAAGGAACUUGACCAAAAUACAAACUUUGACUGGAAUCGGAUUCAAGAAAGUGGUCAAGAAGUUGAACCGAUUUAUGGACCUGGAUACACAGGGCUUGUGAAUCUUGGAAACAGUUGUUAUUUGGCUUCAACUAUGCAAGUUGUUUUCUCAACUCAUUCGUUUUGUUCACGAUACUACAAGAACCAAAAUUUGAAAAUGGCUUUUGAUAAUGCUCCUGCUGAUCCAACUGUAGACUUGAAUAUGCAGUUAACAAAACUUGCUAAUGGUUUGCUUUCUGGUAAAUAUUCCAUGCCAGCUGUGCAGAAUAAUGAUGUGGACUCAUCUCCAAAUUCUAAACAAGAAGGGAUUCGUCCCAGAAUGUUCAAGGCAGUAAUUGCAGCCAGUCAUCCAGAAUUUUCAACCAUGCGUCAACAGGAUGCACUAGAGUUUUUUUUACAUUUGAUAGAGCAAGUUGAGCGAAUUCAUUCUGGAAACCCUAAUUUGGAUCCUUCUAGAAGCUUCAAAUUUGGUAUUGAAGAGCGAUUACAAUGUCCUUCUGGAAAAGUUGCUUACAACAAAAGGCAUGACUAUAUUCUUUCCUUGAAUAUUCCACUUGAUAAAGCUACCAACAAAAAGGAACUGGACGAGUUUCAGAAAUAUAAGACGCAAAAAGAGGCAAAGGGGGAGAAACUGUCUUCAGAAGAAAUUGUGCGCCCAAGAGUGCCAUUAAGUGAUUGUUUGGAUAGCUUUUCUUCACCUGAAGAUGUUCAAGGAUUUUUUAGCACUGCAUUAAAUACUAGGACAACAGCAAUCAAAACCGCAGGUCUGACUUCAUUCCCUGAUUAUCUGGUACUCCAUAUGAGGAAAUUUGUAAUGGAAGCUGGUUGGGUGCCUAAAAAGCUUGAUGUUUACAUAGAUGCUGAUGACAUCAUCGAUAUUAGUCACAUGAGAAGCAAAGGCUUACAACCAGGCGAAGAGUUGUUACCUGAAGAUGGUCCUGGAGGACAGGAAGAGUCAACAAAGGUUAUGGCAAAUGAAGAUAUUGUGUCCCAACUUGCUGGAAUGGGAUUUAAUCAUCUGCAUUGUCAAAAGGCUGCAAUUAAUACUUCAAAUGUUGGUGUAGAAGAGGCCAUGAAUUGGUUGCUUUCCCACAUGGAUGAUCCAGAUAUUGAUGCUCCGAUUCAGAAAGAGGCAGGAAACAAUGAUGUUGAUCCAUCAAAGAUUGCUAUGUUGGUUUCGUUUGGAUUUGAAGAAGAAGUAGCUAAGAAGGCUUUAAAGGCAUCGGGGGGUGAUAUUGAGAAAGCAACAGAUUGGAUUUUUAACCCCCCUGCUUCAUCUGGGCCUAUGGAUAUGGAUGCCACAUCAAGCAGUGGACCCACUACUACCACUGUGGACCCCACAUUACCCGAUGGAAAUGGAAAAUAUAGACUGAUUGGGCUAGUGAGCCACAUAGGCAGCAACACACAGUGUGGGCAUUAUGUAGCCCACGUGUACAAAGAAGGAAGAUGGGUGAUUUUUAAUGAUGAUAAAGUGGGUGUUUCUAAAGACCCUCCAAAAGACAUGGCAUACCUCUAUUUCUAUGAAAGGAUCCAAACUUGAAACAAGAACCCCCACAUACCUGGUUUUUUCUUUGAAUCUGGAACAUGGAAGGUAGAAUAGAC